AUGUGUGAGCAAAAGAUAUGUGCUAUUUCAGCUCGUUGCGUGAUUCGUGCUUCUCCACUGGAUCUGAUCUUCAUUCUGGACAGCUCAGGAUCGCUACGAGAUAAGUUCCAAGACGAGAUCGACGUGAUUCGUCGCAUCAUAAAACAUGUGACGAUCGGGGAAUUCGCCACGCGCGUGAUGCUCAUUCAGUUCAGUGGAACACAACAUUUGGAGUUCAACUUUCACAAGUUCACAACACGCGGGGAGUUGUUGGCUGCUCUCGAUGUGCUAAGACAUGUGUCCGGCAUAACGCGUAUUGGUGGAGCUUUUGAGUUUGCCCUUGAAGCCCUGAAAAACCCUGUGAACGUAAGACGACUUGUCCAGGAUAACUAG
Molecule: messenger RNA, 372 nt
Organism: Strongylus vulgaris
Lineage: Eukaryota; Metazoa; Nematoda; Chromadorea; Rhabditida; Strongylidae
Source: the annotation of a GenBank genome assembly